Molecule: messenger RNA, 840 nt
Organism: Acaulospora morrowiae
Lineage: Eukaryota; Fungi; Glomeromycota; Glomeromycetes; Diversisporales; Acaulosporaceae
Source: the annotation of a GenBank genome assembly
AUGGAACCCGAAAAUACCGCGCAUCAGGACACCACUGCUCAAGUCAAACUUGAUCCUAUUAUAGUCCUAAAGGCGCAACUCGACGAUGCAUUGGGGGGAAACAAGACUCAGUAUUGGAAUUAUGUCCAAAGUUUUGCCAAGGGAAAAAUUAAUAGAAUGGAACUCGAUUUUUGGGCCAAUUUGUUUUUGACAGAAGAACAUGCACAUCUUCACGGGGCAUUCGUUCGAGCGAGCAUAAACAAGAACAAGAAAAAAGCGUGUGUCGUCCCUGACCGUAAAAAAUUCGCUAAUGAUACUCGACGCGUAUCAAUGAAAGAGAAAAGUAAUUGCACAUCGCAACACAAAGUAUUGAAGGGUAUACUUAAAUCAAUGGAAAAAGAUGACAGGGACCAAUUACAUUAUUUUUUGAAGAAUAUUAGGAAUCAACAAGAGUGUGACCUUGGAAAGGAUAAGGUCUCAACAGCAACGCAGUCAAGUGACUUGAAAAAAGACGAAAAAACGAUGAAUUCAAGAAGUGAAUUUCCUGGUUACGAACAAAUGUAUACACGCAUGAAAGAGAUCGCGUUGAACAAUGAAUUGAUUGGUGUUCAGGAGGACUGUGUGCCCUUGAUGCUCCUCGCAUUAGAGGUACACCUCAAAAAUAUAUUGCAUAGCUGUAUUAACAAGAUCCGAAAAGUUCAAGAUUCACGUGAAGAUAGCGGUGAUCCUGUUCGCCCGAAGAUCACGUUAAGGGAUCUCGCAUUCUCGAUAGAAUUGUCGCCUCACAUAUCGGCACUGUCAUCUUCACUCGAAGAAAAAAUCAGAGUAAAUAUGAAGCACGACGUUCGUCAAGUUCGAUGA